GUGAAUUGUGUUGUGUAAAUUUUGAUUGAUUUGGAUUUCAUAUAAUACUAUUAAUAGGUUAUUAGGUAAACGUCCAAUUUUAAAGCUCCCAAACCACACUAACACUGUAUCAGAAACUUGGUAUGCAACAUUGGUGAUUGAAACAAAAUGCCUAAAAUGAAGAGAAAAUCAAGGAGUCAAAGAAAUUUGGAAAACAAGCUACAUAAGAGACGUCAAAGACACUUAGCAAAGUUAGCCUUACUGUCAAAACAUGCGAAACAGACCACUGAAAUAGGAACCCAAAUACAAAUAUUUGACACAAAUGAAAUGGUUACAUCUCCUGAUCAUACUAAUAACCAGCCAACACCGAUUCAUAGCAAUGAUAACAGUCAAAAUGAAUACCAGCCAACACUGAUUUAUAGCAAUGAUACCAGUCAAAGUGAAUACAAGCCAACACUGAUUUAUAGCAAUGUUAACAGUCGAUGUGAAUACCAGCCAACACUUAUUCAUAGCAAUGAUUACAGUCAAAGUGAAUACCAGCCAACACCGAUUAAUAGCAAUGAUAACAGUCAAAAUGAAUACAAACCAACACUGAUUUAUAGCAAUGAUACCAGUCAAAUUGAAUACAAGCCAACACUGAUUUAUAGCAAUGUUAACAGUCGAUGUGAAUACCAGCCAACACUUAUUCAUAGCAAUAAUUACAGUCAAAGUGAAUACCAGCCAACACUGAUUUAUAGCAAUGAUGACAGCCAAAUUGAACACCAGCCAACACUGAUUCAUAGCAAUGAUAACAGUCGAAGUGAAUACCAGCCAACACUGAUUCAUAGCAAUGAUAUCAGUCAAAGUCAAUACCAGCCAACACUGAUUCAUAAUAAUGAUAACAGUCAAAGUGAAUACAAGCCAACACUGAUUCAUAGCAAUGUUAACAGUCAAAGUGAAUCCUCACAAACACAUAUAUAUGUAUAUGGAGAUGAACCUUUAACCUGUGGCAUAUGUUGUAAAGGGUUUAAUCAAAUGAGACUCUUACGCGUACAUAUGAGAACACACAAUGAAGACCAACCUCAUAAAUGUGAUAUUUGUUCUAAAGAGUUUAAGGGAAAGAAAAAAUUCCAGAUACAUAUGAGAACACACACAGGAGAACAACCUUAUAAAUGUGAUAUUUGUUCAAAAGGUUUUAUUGGAGAGACAAAAUUACAGUUACAUAUGAGAACACACACAGGAGAAAAUCUUUAUAAAUGUGAUAUUUGUUGUAAAGCUUUUGGAUGUAGAACCUCCUUAACAAGACAUAGGAACAAACAUCAUGGUCAUCUACAGAGCCAAAUAGAACUAAGCGACCAAAAAGUUGCAGCAUUAAAAAACAAACUACGGGAAUUUUUCAGAAAAAGUAUUGGAAAAAAACCUGAUGAAUCUGGUGAAGUUAACACGAUGGCUAAUGUCAGAAAUGUUUUUGCCAAUGGUCAGGAUCCAACAGGAACUAAAACUGCAAAUGAACAAAACAAAUAUAUUGUGAAUGAUAAAAGCUUUAGUCAAGAUAAACAGUCAUUACUAAAUAAGAGGAAAGAGACUUCUGAUAACUUACCUUUUACAUGUGAGAUAUGUGGUAAAGGGUUUAAGGGAGAGAUAAGAUUACAAGUACAUAUGAGAACGCACACUGGAGAAACACCUUAUAAAUGUGAUAUUUGUUUUAAAGGGUUUACUCAAAGGUGCACCUUAGCUAACCAUAUGAAAAUACAUGCUGUUCAUUGUAAAGUAUGUGAUUUUGCAAAUUGCCAAUGUCAUUUACAGAAAUACUCGCCAAAAGGUGAAUUUGCUGCAUCAAAAAACAUACUACGAAAGUUUUUAGUAAAACAAACGGAAAUUAAACCUGAUAAACAUAGUGUAAAUAACACAAUGGCUAAUGUCAGUAAUCAUUUAAGCAAUGAUCAGGAACCUAAAAGAACCGAAACCUGUGGCAUAUGUUGUAAAGAGUUUAAGGGAAAGAAAGUAUUCCUGAUACAUAUGAGAACACACACAGGAGAACAACCUUAUAAAUGUGAUAUUUGUUCUAAAGGGUUUAUUGGAGAGACAAAAUUACAGUUACAUAUGCGAACACACACUGGAGAAAAACCUUAUAAAUGUGAUAUUUGUUGUAAAGCUUUUGGCCGUAGAACCUCCUUAACUAGACAUAGGAACAUACAUCAUGUACAUCAUGGUCAUCUACAGAGCCAAAUACCAAAAAGGGACAUAAGAAUUAAUGCAGCAUCAAAAAACAAACUACGGGAGUAUUUCAGAAAAAAUACCGGAAAAAAACCUGAUAAAUCUGGUGUAGAUAUGUAUUUUAGAAAUGUUGUUGACAAUGGUCAGGAUCCCACAGGAACUAAAACUUCAAAUGAACAAAAUAUAUGUGUUGUGAAUGAUAAAAGCUUUAGUUUAGAUAAACAGUCAUUACUACCUAAGAGGAAAGAGACUUCUGAUAACUUACCUUUUACAUGUAAGAUAUGUGAUAAAGGGUUUAAGGGAGAGAUAAGAUUACAAGUACAUAUGAGGACACACACUGGAGAAACACCUUAUAAAUGUGAUAUUUGUUCAAAAGGUUUUAUUGGAGAGACAAAAUUACAGUUACAUAUGAGAACACACACAGGAGAAAAUCUUUAUAAAUGUGAUAUUUGUUGUAAAGCUUUUGGAUGUAGAACCUCCUUAACAAGACAUAGGAACAAACAUCAUGGUCAUCUACGGAGCCAAAUAGAACUAAGCGACCAAAAAGUUGCAGCAUUAAAAAACAAACUACGGGAAUUUUUCAGAAAAAGUAUUGGAAAAAAACCUGAUGAAUCUGGUGAAGUUAACACGAUGGCUAAUGUCAGAAAUGUUUUUGCCAAUGGUCAGGAUCCAACAGGAACUAAAACUGCAAAUGAACAAAACAAAUAUAUAGUGAAUGAUAAAAGCUUUAGUCAAGAUAAACAGUCAUUACUAAAUAAGAGGAAAGAGACUUCUGAUAACUUACCUUUUACAUGUGAGAUAUGUGGUAAAGGGUUUAAGGGAGAGAUAAGAUUACAAGUACAUAUGAGAACGCACACUGGAGAAACACCUUAUAAAUGUGAUAUUUGUUUUAAAGGGUUUACUCAAAGGUGCACCUUAGCUAACCAUAUGAAAAUACAUGCUGUUCAUUGUAAAGUAUGUGAUAUUGCAAAUUGCCAAUGUCAUUUACAGAAAUACUCGCCAAAAGGUGAAUUUGCUGCAUCAAAAAACAUACUACGAAAGUUUUUAGUAAAACAAACGGAAAUUAAACCUGAUAAACAUAGUGUAAAUAACACAAUGGCUAAUGUCAGUAAUCAUUUAAGCAAUGAUCAGGAACCUAAAAGAACCGAAACCUGUGGCAUAUGUUGUAAAGAGUUUAAGGGAAAGAAAGUAUUCCUGAUACAUAUGAGAACACACACAGGAGAACAACCUUAUAAAUGUGAUAUUUGUUCUAAAGGGUUUAUUGGAGAGACAAAAUUACAGUUACAUAUGCGAACACACACUGGAGAAAAACCUUAUAAAUGUGAUAUUUGUUGUAAAGCUUUUGGCCGUAGAACCUCCUUAACUAGACAUAGGAACAUACAUCAUGUACAUCAUGGUCAUCUACAGAGCCAAAUACCAAAAAGGGACAUAAGAAUUAAUGCAGCAUCAAAAAACAAACUACGGGAGUAUUUCAGAAAAAAUACCGGAAAAAAACCUGAUAAAUCUGGUGUAGAUAUGUAUUUUAGAAAUGUUGUUGACAAUGGUCAGGAUCCCACAGGAACUAAAACUUCAAAUGAACAAAAUAUAUGUGUUGUGAAUGAUAAAAGCUUUAGUUUAGAUAAACAGUCAUUACUACCUAAGAGGAAAGAGACUUCUGAUAACUUACCUUUUACAUGUAAGAUAUGUGAUAAAGGGUUUAAGGGAGAGAUAAGAUUACAAGUACAUAUGAGGACACACACUGGAGAAAUACCUUAUAAAUGUGCACCUUAG
Molecule: messenger RNA, 3945 nt
Organism: Mytilus californianus (California mussel)
Lineage: Eukaryota; Metazoa; Mollusca; Bivalvia; Mytilida; Mytilidae
Product: zinc finger protein 728-like
Exons: 4
Coding region: 148-3945 (1265 amino acids)
Source: RefSeq, a predicted model, not a curated record